Messenger RNA from Echinops telfairi (small Madagascar hedgehog), 3802 nucleotides. It is a transcript of the gene RAPGEFL1, whose product is annotated as Rap guanine nucleotide exchange factor like 1. Gene Ontology annotation, biological process: Ras protein signal transduction; positive regulation of GTPase activity. The coding region runs from base 1 to 1947 and encodes 648 amino acids. Gene Ontology annotation, molecular function: guanyl-nucleotide exchange factor activity. Gene Ontology annotation, cellular component: plasma membrane. The record is from RefSeq and is a predicted model, not a curated record. NCBI's taxonomy places the organism in Eukaryota, Metazoa, Chordata, Mammalia, Afrosoricida, Tenrecidae. The transcript has 16 exons.
AUGGGCACCACCCCUGGUGCCAGUGCCAAUCCCCCUAGGGGGCCUUCCCAGCUCUUCUUCCAGAAGAAAGCGAGAGCCCACAGAGUCCUGCGCGUCCUGGCGGGUUUGGGAGAGCGCAGCCGCCGCCGCCGCCGUCGCGUCCUCGCAGCCCUGCGCUCCGCCCGCUGCCUCUGCCGCCGCAGCCCGGCCCAGGAGAGCAGCGCCGGGCAUUGGCCCCGCUGCACGCCCACCCUCGGGGCCGACGGGGGCGAGCCCGCGGGGGUCGUAGAGGAGCCGGGCAGCGGGGGACCCUGCUGGCUGCAACUGGAGGAGGUGCCUGGGCCCGGGCCGCUUGGGGGAGGGGGCCCCCUGCGCUCCCCUUCCUCGUACUCCUCCGACGAGCUGUCCCCCGGAGAGCCCCUGACUUCGCCCCCCUGGGCCCCCCUGGGUGCUCCCGAGCGGCCAGAGCAUCUUCUGAACCGGGUACUGGAGCGGCUGGCCGGAGGGGCCACCAGGGACAGCUCCGCCUCAGAUCUCCUGCUGGAUGACAUCGUCCUUACCCACUCUCUCUUCCUCCCCACGGAGAAAUUUCUACAGGAGCUACACCAGUACUUUGUUUGGGCAGGCGGCAUGGAGGGUCCCGAAGGGCUGGGUCGGAAGCAGGCCUGUCUGGCCAUGCUCCUCCACUUCUUGGACACCUACCAGGGGCUGCUGCAGGAGGAGGAGGGGGCUGGCUGCAUCAUCAAGGACCUGUACCUGUUGAUAAUGAAGGAUGAGUCUCUUUACCAGGACCUUCGAGAAGACACCCUGAGGUUGCACCAGCUUGUGGAGACCGUGGAGCUAAAGAUCCCAGAGGAGAGCCAGCCACCCAACAAGCAGGUGAAGCCGCUUUUCCGCCACUUCCGCCGAAUAGACUCCUGUCUGCAGACCCGCGUGGCCUUCCGGGGCUCCGACGAGAUCUUCUGCCGGGUCUACAUGCCUGACCACUCUUACGUGACCAUACGCAGCCGCCUCUCGGCGUCUGUACAGGACAUUCUGGGCUCCGUGACGGAGAAGCUGCAGUACUCCGAGGAGCCCGCAGGGCGUGAGGAUUCGCUCAUCCUGGUAGCUGUGGCCUCCUCAGGAGAGAAAGUCCUCCUGCAGCCAACCGAGGAUUGUGUGUUUACCACGCUGGGCAUCAACAGCCACCUGUUUGCUUGCACCCGGGACAGCUAUGAGGCCCUGGUGCCCCUUCCUGAGGAGAUCCAGGUCUCCCCUGGUGACACAGAGAUCCACCGAGUGGAGCCUGAGGACGUGGCCAACCACCUCACUGCCUUCCACUGGGAGCUGUUCCGAUGUGUGCACGAGCUGGAGUUCGUGGAUUACGUGUUCCACGGGGAGCGCGGCCGCCGCGAGACUGCCAACCUGGAGCUGCUGCUGCAGCGCUGCAGCGAGGUCACCCACUGGGUGGCCACCGAGGUGCUGCUCUGCGAAUCGCCCGGCAAGCGCGCGCAGCUGCUCAAGAAAUUCAUCAAGACGGGGGCGAUUACUCCGAAGCCUAAGGAGCUCUCUGAUACUCCUUUCUCCCUCCUUCAAAUCCUGCAGAAGCUGCCAGGGAAAUUCAAGAACUUGUUCCGUAAAUUUGAGAACCUCACGGACCCCUGCAGGAACCACAAAAGCUACCGAGAAGUCAUCUCCAAAAUGAAGCCCCCCGUGAUUCCCUUUGUGCCUCUGAUCCUCAAAGACCUGACAUUCCUGCACGAGGGCAGUAAGACUCUUGUGGAUGGUUUGGUGAACAUCGAGAAGCUGCAUUCCGUGGCGGAAAAAGUGAGGACAAUCCGCAAAUACCGGAGCCGGCCCCUCUGCCUGGACAUGGAGGCCUCCCCUCAUCACCUGCAGACCAAGGCCUACGUGCGCCAGUUCCAGGUCAUCGACAACCAGAACCUGCUCUUUGAGCUCUCCUACAAGCUGGAGGCCAACAGCCAGUGAGAGUGGAGGGGCCGGCCAGCCCCACAUCAAGCCCACGGGCGCCUGGCACUAAGCACUUUGCACACCGCCCGCCCCAGCCUACAGCUGCCACCUUUCCUGGGAGUCCCGUGGGAACGGGGACAGACUUACCUUCAGACUCAGAAGCCUGUUCACCCUGCUGCCCUCACCACGUCAAGCCUAAGUCACCCUUGGGCCCUCCCCACCUCCCCACCUCCCCUCGCCAGGAAUAGGAGGUGGAUAUCUCCUCCUGUCUCCUUGUAUCCUGGGCCGUUCCAGAUUUGGUUUCAAACCGCCCCUUCCUGAGCAGGAAGGAAAGCUGCCCACCCUCAGUCUUCCAGAGUGGAAUUGUGGGAGGCAUGGGGGGAGCCUUCCUCUUCAACCUUUUCUCUGGAUGGGGCUGGGGCCCUGGGCUAUCAUCCCUUGGAAUAUUGUAUUAUCGUGUGUGUGUGUGUGUGUGUGUGUGUGUGUGUGUGUGUGUGUGUGUGUGUGCGCGCGCGCGCGCGCGCACGCGCGCGCGCCCUCUGGAACAGAGCCCGCGUGCAUCUGGUGAUUGAGGGAAGGGGCUGAAUGUGCUGUGUGUAGGGGUCUUGUGUGUGGUGCUACCCUGUCGACUCUGCCCCUGGGAUGGGGUAGGGUGUCCGCUCCCACCCCACCACUCCCUGCCUGGCCCCUCCUGCCCAGGCUUGCAGGUGAAGCUGCCCCUGAGAGCACGGAGCAGAGGCAGGUGGGAGUGGUUACCUGUCUGCUCUUGUGAGAACCCUCCCCCUCCAGCCCUUCAGAAGGUCCCUGGGUGGGCUCCGGUGAGGGGUGAAGACGCUCAGGGAAACACAGGUCUCCGCUGCCCACAGGACCGUCCUCGUCUUUUGCAGUGGGGUGAGAUGCCGUGGGUUCAGCGUUGGGGUGACAGCUACCCACACUCAUGUUUUUGAGAGGUUGUCUCCCUGCUGAGAAAGGAGCUGGCUUUUCCUUCUGACCCUAGUGUCUGACACCAACCAUGUGGUCUCUGACCCUCUCUAGGUCCAAACUCCCCCUUUAUCCUCCCCAUCAGAGCUAGGGUGAGGUGGGUCUGUCUUGGGGCAGACAGGUUACGGGGAGAGGGGUCAGCAGAGACCGUAAAGGCGAGACUGGGUUUUGUUGGCAAUGCCUUUACUACCUCUCUGUCCCUGCUUCCUCCGCCGCUCUGGGCCGCCCAGGCUGAGGGGCACAGGGCCUCCUGGCACAGCCUCGCCCUCCUCCGGCUCCACCUCUUUCCCUCUCGUAGGGGCCACAGCGGUAGCCCAGGUAGCUGCUGCUCCUGCUCCGAGGUGUAUAUAUUUUUUACCAAAAGCUCUGGAAUUGUACAUUUAUUUUUUAAAACUCUGAGGGAAAGAGCCUGUAUGAUAUGUAAACAUUGUAUCAUAGGAUAUGUUGUACAGUCCUCCUGUCCCUUUUAUACAACGGUCUGUCUUGUUCCUGCCACACACAAAAAGUCUACGACAUCCCUGCCCUGCCCCAGCACACACAAGCGCUGUAUCUCAACCCACCCUCCCUUACAAACAGGCCAUCGCCCCUCCCCUGCUCCCCCAUGCGUCCCGACAAUUGCUGAUGGCUCCUCUUCCCCCUGGAGCCCCCCAAGAGCUGCCCACCUUUCUUCCUAAGCCCUCAGUAAUCUCAUGCCAACUCCCAUAAGCCUCCCAGACCAAUCGGUCCAGACUUGGACCAUGCUCACCCCAAGCCUUGUCGCCUGCCCUGGGGCCUCCUGGCCCCGACCCCACACCCCACAGCUUAACAGAGUGAACCGUGUAUACUGAACAGACUUGGUUAUCCUGGCAGAAAUCUCUGGGUGGAGAAAAAGCUGAUAAAGUCUAUAAAUCCA